Messenger RNA from Acipenser ruthenus (sterlet), 7106 nucleotides. Its product is annotated as SH3 domain-binding protein 5-like. The transcript is spliced from 7 exons. Gene Ontology annotation, biological process: negative regulation of protein tyrosine kinase activity; intracellular signal transduction. Gene Ontology annotation, cellular component: cytoplasm. Lineage: Eukaryota; Metazoa; Chordata; Actinopteri; Acipenseriformes; Acipenseridae. The record is from RefSeq and is a predicted model, not a curated record. Bases 218 to 1489 code for a protein of 423 amino acids. Gene Ontology annotation, molecular function: protein kinase inhibitor activity.
GGCAUCCGUGGGAGGACAGUUUUGUAACCAGAAAAGCGUUUUUAUUUACUUUUCGAUUUUGAGGCCAGCUCCGCCUCCGGGUUGUCUGAGGGAAUGUCUGGCUUUAGGAGGAGUCCAAACUAUCGGAAUACAAUUAAAAAAUACACCCGCUUUAGAUACAGGCCUGGACUUUGAAAAUAAACACAUUAAUAUUUAUUUAAUUGCACUUCAGCCCGAGAUGGAGCCGGGGAGCUUGCGUGAGAGCCCGGCCGGGUCAGGGGGGCCCGACGGCCAGGAAUGGAGGGAAGAGAAUCAUAGCGACAGUUCAGAGCCGCUAGAAAUCGAGAAAGAAGGGAAGCGAGAGGGAGAAGGGGACGGUGAAAAUACAGAAGCCGGGGAAAGAGACGCAGAUGGACCGGAGGGGGAACAGAGAGCAGACGAAGAGGAAAUUGACGAGCAAGAAGAACUGGAUCCUAGAAUACAGCUGGAGCUGGAGCACUUGAAUCAGGCCAGUGAAGAAAUCAACAAUCUUGAACUGCAACUCGAUGAAGCUCGUUCUGCUUAUAGGAAGAUCCUUACAGACUCGGCACGCAAACUCAAUGCUCAAGGAUCCCAGCUAGGGGCUUGUAUAGAGAAGGCAAGACCUUACUAUGAGGCCAGGAGACUCGCUAAAGAGGCCCAGCAGGAGACGCAGAAAGCAGCUCUGAGCUACGAGCGAGCCGUCAGCAUGCACAACGCCGCGCGGGAGAUGGUGUACGUGGCAGAGCAAGGGUUAAUGGCGGACAGCAAUCGACUGGACCCCACCUGGCAAGAGAUGCUGAACCACGCCACCUCCAAGGUGAAUGAAGCUGAGGAGGAGAGGCUGCGCAGUGAAAGGGAGCACCAGAGAGUGACUCAGCUGUGCCAGCAAGCGGAGGCCAGGGUUCAGAACCUGCAGAAAUCACUCAAGAGGGUCAUCGUGAAGUCCAAACCCUACUUUGAACUCAAAGCACAGUUCAACCACAUCCUGGAGGAACACAAGUCUAAAGUGUUGGAGCUGGAGCGCAAAGUAUCCCAGGUGAAACUGCGCUACUCUUUGGCUCUGAGGAACCUGGAACAAAUCAGCGAACAAAUCCACGCCCGCCGUCGUCGAGGCAACAGAAAGAAACGGGACUUGCCCCAACCAAUAUCCUGGGAGGGGCGGGGCUCGCCGGUGGGGGCUGAGUCAGAAGCGGCUUGUCUUGCAAUCCCAGGAGCUGGGGUGGGAGGGGCUGACUAUGAUGUCACAAGCCCCUCCCACCCCCUAGAUUCAGCUGAUAAUAUCUCGGUUCUCAGUCUGCAGACCAUCGCUUCGGAUCUGCAGAAAUUUGAUUCUGUGGAGCACCUCGGGGAGAUUCAGUGCGAUGCUACCAGUCUGCACAGCGAUGACCUAGGCAGGGGUCAGAGGGAGGUCGAUCGGGAUAACAGAGGGCAGGGAGGCAGGUGUCAUUCUCCCACCUUCUUAAAACACCAUCGGAGCAUCAGCUUGUGAGAUAUGAAGACAGAGUUCUCUCUCUGGCUGUGUCUGAGAGAACUGUGAAGUAUCAGAUGUAAUUUUCUUGUUCAGGUUCAUUUUGUAUCAUUUUCUGGUAAAGUUACUUCUGGUGACUUUAUUUAUUUAUUUAUUUUUUUAAACGUAGAAGUUUUAAAGCACCACUGUGGUCUCAAUAAAGCUCUCAGAAUCAUGUCUGACCUCCAAGUAUAUCUGGUAUACCAGAGUGUAACCAUUAAUCUGUCCCCCUGAAACUCUGCCCCUGGUGGAUGUAAUAAAUACAACAUGUGUGGGAUUCUAGUUUUAGUAUGUGGCUUUUCUUUUUAUGACAUUUUUGCUGCUGGGGGAAGAGAUUGAAUGGUUACACACUGAUGUACUUGGGGGUUCGAUUUCAGAGAGCUCUAUUGAGGCCACAGGGUCCCUUUUAAAGAGUCAUCAGGAUUUGAUGAUUACAACAAAGUAUGAUACAGAGCAAAUCUAAACAGGAAUAUAACUACAUUAGUUAAGAUUUGAAAUCCUUCCGAAGGACCAGUGAUCUCAUUGCUAGUGCUAAUAACAGGUAAGGAGUUUAAAAAUAAGACAUUUCAAUCUUGUACAUGAACUGACAGUUCAAUUCAUGUGUAUGUGGCAACCCUGACGCUUACAUAUAAAGAAGACAGAAAACUGCAUCUCCGUUUCAAGCCCGACAGACAGGGAUGAUGGACCCGCUGCUGGCUUUUGAUUGGGAGAGGAUAGCGUGUGCUCAUUCGGUAGGUGCUUCCUUCCUUGUAUAUCCAAGACUGCACAGAUUCGUGUUUCAAAAGAAAAUGGAUCUGACUUGAUACCAUCUAGACUGUAUGCUGUUCUGCAUUGGAGAACAAACUUGGCUACAGUCCCACCCCAGUACAAUACAAUACAAUCAAUCACCCUUGAAGGAAUUGGAGGCUACUGUAAACCACUGAGGAUCCCUUCAGAAUACUUAAAAAAUCACCUUGCAGACUCAAUUCACUGUCCCGUGGAACUGUGCAGUCUAAACCCCAUUGACAGUGCUAUGGCGGGUGUUUGGUCCUAUUGAAUGGAAAUUCUUUGUGUGUGGGAUGGGGGGGACUUAAUGGAAUUGAGAUUUUUAUUUAAUUUAUUUAAUUUUUUUUAUCAUUAAACUUGAAAACAUUGUUCAUUUUCUGUGUCUGAGACAGGAAUGGAAAUAUGUACGUUUUGUGACGAGAUAGUUCUGCUAAAGCUGCUCAGCAUUUAUCACUGCUCCACAUCUUGGGGUUGAAGAAGCAACAAGGGCAUACAUGAGGAAACUUGGUCACUUUAUUAGGACAUGUCUACUUGAUUUGGUAUCGCCCUGGUGUGGGGCAUAAUCUCCUGGUAUACUCUGGGUGCCUAGAUCACAAAUGUGCUGGGAUUGUGCAGGAACGGUUUGAGAAACCUGACGGACUGCAGGCAUCUUUCACUACAUUCCCUCACUCUUAAUCCAUUGAGCAUGUUUAGGAUGAACUCUACUCGUCAUCACAGUCCUUUGUCUGCCUUACUAGUUGCUUGAAAUAUUAACAAAUGGAUUUAAAUCCCUCAAGUCACCUUCCAGCACCUUGUGGAGUCUAUGCCACAUCAAGGCUGUGAUCAGGGCAAGCUACGACCAGGUCCUAAUAAAGUGGCCAAGCAGUGUAUGUCACACAUACGUCUAGAGAACCACAUGUCAAUCUCUUUAUUAAUGAUGUCCUUUAAAGGGGGUGCCAGUGAUAAUGUUACUAAUGCUAGUAACAGAAUAUUUUAAGAGGGGGCAAUUAUUUUAAAGAAGGCUUGGUUAACACUCCUUUAAAGGGGGCAGUGAUAAAGUUGCUUCUACUAAAAAGCGGUAAGAUGAUUUUAAAGGUUUGGUUAGGACUCUUUUAAAGAGGGGCAGGGAUACUUUUGCUAGUGCUUAAUAAAGAGAAGAAACUGAAUUUUAAAAGCCCUGGUUCUCUUUAAAAGGUAAUGCUUUUAAGACACUAUCCAAGCUGUAAAAAUGGACAUUGGGUUGUAUCGCCAUGUGAUUCACCUACUUCCUUCCUGUCAUCAGGUAUAGGAAAAGAAAUUGAUUUAUAGUGUGGUAAUUGUGGCUUAAAUGGGCUGAACUCAGGUCAGCGAAAAUAAAGGAAACUUUAGUAAAAUGGUAAGACUUGAAAAUGCAAAACUUUGCUCCAUUUCAGGAAAAUAAGUUCUGAAAACUGUAUUUAUUUAUGGACAAACUGGAAACUGCUCUUUCAGUAAAAGAUGACGAAGAAAGGGUUCACUACAGUAAACCAAGUGUGUAUAUACUGACCUGCCAAAGAAUUUAAGUUAAAUGUCCUGGACUGCAGUGUAUGCACAUGUGUGGUGGCAUGACGUGAUCCACUAGGCCUACAUACAUUAUGUGCAACUAUUCGGCAACAGUCAUGGAAAAGCAGAAAGACCUCAGUGACUUGACAGGGGCGAGAUUGUGGGUGCGUUGCCCAGCAUAAAGACAGUCUCCUGGGUGUUUCUGGAAUGACGUUUACAGAACAAAUGCAACCAUAUUAUGACCUAUUAAGGCCAUACAUUUUAGAUGCAAUUGCGCUAUUAUCUUUUGCCACCAGAGAGUAGGCUAUAGGAGAUGCUCACAACUGCGCCUAUCUGUUGCUGACCAGUAGGGGGUGCUGUAAUCGAUGUUCAAUACAGCACCUUCUCUAAAACGCAGAUAUCAUUACUAUGUGUGAAUAUUGUAUUUAAAAUAAGUGGAUAUCCAAAACUUUAAAGCAAACACUAUGUCUGUCUGCUGCUAUGAAGACGAGUAACGCACUUUGUUUGAAGCAGCUUGCCCUUUCUAUACAGGGAGGCCAGUAAAUAGUCAGGCGGUUCAUUUAUUCACUUUUCUGUUAAUUACAGUUAAAGCGUGUAUUCCUAGUAAAAGAAAUGGUCACCUGAAAUAGAUUCCGUCUUGCAUGAAUUCCAGUAUUUUAAUGUUUGUUUCGGGCGAAAGUAUUUUUAAACUUGAGAGUGCUUCAAGUUUAAUUUCCGCGUCCGCUUUGGAGCUCCUGGGGGUAGAGAGGUGGCUGGUCUGAGGAUCAGAGGAGACACAAUGACCUUCAGUUCUCCUGUUGAGCUGAAAAAAAAUACUGCCGUGAAACAAAAAUGAAUAUAUUGGAAUGCAUGUGCCAGGCAGAGUUGAUUUUCAGCUAUCUGUUUUUUUUAAUUGGUUUUACUGGGAGGGGGUGGGACAUUCAGUUGUGUAAAAAAGCAAAGAACCAAACUUAAUUUGAACACUUGAUCAGUAUUGAAGGCAAUAAAUAGAAUGCUUGCGCAUGAUUUUGAAUCUACAGCAGUAUUGUGACUGAAGUUGACAUGGCAUACCUGAGAGUUGAAGGCACUACUUCAACUGAUUUGUGUCAGACUAUUUAAGCAAGUCUGUGUUGUAUUUAUAAAACAUUCCCAUUCUGUUAGUAUCACUUCUGAGCGUAAAUGGUGGCAGUAAGCGGAGCUAGCUAUCAGGAGUUCACCAAUAACCUGGCAACACAUUGUAAUAAUUUAAAACUUAAAGCUGUAGAGCUGCACAGACCGAUUGUUCUGAACAAGCUCUCCGCAGAUGAGUGUCAGUCGGGCUGAUUUACCAUUCCAAGUGAAGAAACAGCUGCUUGGAUUUGUGUGGACUGAUACUCUCCAGUCUAAAGCAGCAAUCAUUACAAACCCAGGCAGCUGUUUCUUCACUUGUUUCACUUUGAAUGGUAAAUUAGCCCGAUCAGCUCCAAUGACUUUCGUCUGAUUUCUGUGGAGAGCUCAGUCAGAAUGAUUGGAUCAUGCAGCACUACAAAGCUGUAAACAUUCACAGAUUGUGCAGGACAUGGAAGCCUUUCAAUCUUAUGCUUUCCCAAAAGUGAUAUUAAGUGAUAAACAUGAUUGAUAUUCCCAGAAUAACCAAAGUGAUAUCAGUGGUUUGUCCCCAUUGACUCCCAUAGUAUUCUGGCCUGGGCAUUUUAAUGGUGUGAUAUUGAGUGGGUUUGACUGUGAUGCCAUAGAGGGAACUUUGCUAUUUUUACACGACUGAACUAAACUAUAAUGAGAGUGUAUAAAACUUGGGGGGAGUUUAAAUUUUUAAAUUAUGUAUGCAACUGUAACAGGUAACUAGGCUAUUCAUCAAUUCUUCCUGGGAAAAACAGAAAUAUAUUGAAGAGAAGCUAUUUUCAAAUAUCAUGUUCAUUAUUUUUUUUUUUUUAUUUUUUUUUUUUUUUUACAUUUCCCUUAUUGGUUUAUGGUGUUUGGAAUCAGUUUCGGUGGUUCUGAGUUCUGGUGCUCCAAUAUAGAUUUUUAAUGUUCUCUUAAUCUGUCUUUGAGUUUGUCUGGAGAAUACUAAAUUCAGGGAGUAGAGUAGCCUUCCUCAUUCCAUUCAAUGCAGUUUUCCAGCUCUGCUAGCCCUGCCUACUCUACUUCUAUAGAUAAGUAGGUGGGGGUGGCAGAGUUGCAAUGAGGAAGGGUGGUCAGUGCCUGGCACUUAGGAUUCUCCAGACAAGCUCAAAGCCAGAUAAAGGCAGCGUUGUACUCCAUACUGAAGCAGUAGAACCACUGAGAAUGGUUAAAAAAAAGCAUCAAAUAGUAAAGGAAGUGUAAAAAAGCAAAUAAAGUAUCAUUUGAAAGGUAUUUUUAAACUUGCACUUAUCCGAUUUAAUGACUGAUAAAGAAAUCCAUUGAUUUCGCAGCAUACAAAAAUAAAGGAACCCUUUAUAACUGCCGCACCCUGACACUGCUGGUGAGCUCCAUGCUUUUAAACAAGUCAGCAAUUAGAUGAAACAUUUAAAAAUACUUAACAAGCAACUUUAUCAUAAGCAGGCCAAAAUCUGCUCCUCCUUUAAUUGUGCAGAACUGCAUGCUGUUCAGUUUAAAGAAACCUUACAGUUGUACCCAUAAUUGCCCUCCAUAAAAAUAACUUGUACCCUUCCAAAAGAUUCAAGUAUUUCCCUUUAUCUUGUUUUAAUGUCGGAUAAAUGGAAGAAAAAUGUGUAAAAUGGUCUCACUGCGGCAGUAAAAUUGUCAGGGCCCAGGGUGAAAGGGAAAUUAGCUUCCAAUUGUCUUAAAUCACUUCAUUCAUUACCAUUGAUUGGUACUUGGUUAUAUAGAUGAGGGCAAAUCCGAGAAAGGCAGCUUUUAUUGCUGCGAAAUUAAUAUAUAUUUUUAAAUGGCUUCUUUCGGUUUUAUUUAAUACUUGCCUACAGUGUUAAAGGGAAUUGGUCUGAUUUUCAGAGUAUCAGGACUCCCCUUUGCUUUGUACACUAGAUUGAUGCCUGCUUUCACAGACCCCCAUUAUCACUAAUCUUGGACGAACUAAUAUUAUUUUAGGUAAAGUAAUCCAAGACUAAUGCUAAUCGGGGUCUGUAAAACCAGUCGAUUAGAGUUCAUCUUUAUUUUAAAUCCAGACCUUAUUUAUUGGCACCCGGCCUUACAGUUCUCUCUCUCUUUUAACUGAAGCUAAAUCUUAAUUAAAUCUUUCCCCAAUUUACAAAUUGUGCUCUUGUCGAGGUUAUAAAAAGGAUAAAUUAUGCACUUCCAUUGUUUUUUGUGUUGAUACAAUGCUUUAACCUGAAGUGUGAUGUAUGGAACUCAAGGGAAAACCAAUAAAAGUGAUUAUAAAUAUUAUAAAUAAGAA